AUGGAGACAAUUGCUCAAAUGGCCAAGUUGCUCCACUUGCUUGUCAAGUUGACAACUUACCAAGUUGCUCAUUCGGUGGAGAUUAAAAUAGUAAAAGUGGCCUCCUCCAAGCCAAGAAGUGUGGCCGCCAGUGGAAAAACGGUGUUAAAGUAUUUAACAAACGAAAUGCUUUUACGAGAAGCGAGGACAGACCCACUCCUGGAGAGAUACAAAGCUCACGUGCGAGGAUGUGCUUUCCGGUUGCUUAAGGAAUUGUUAAUAAACCGACUUGAUAUGAAACUUAUUGUUAUGAGUGCAACUCUUGAAGCAGAGAAAUUUCGGGGUUAUUUCAAUGGUACUCCACUUAUGAGAGUUCCUGGGAGACUUCAUCCGCUGGAGAUUUUCUACUCUAAGCAACGAGAGAGGAAUUAUCUCGCGGCCGCGAUUCAAACGGUUGUGAUGAUCUACAUGCUUUAUACCGAAAAGGGUUUUAACACAGGCCUAGAGGCGCAAACUUACCCAGAAAUACAACGCUGGAAUUUGGCGAACACGGUUCUUAUCUUGAAGAAACUUGGUAGUAUCACAUGUGGGCCUAUAUUUAGGCUUUCAAGAGUCUCCAACUAUUCAUAUGGGACAAGGUCGCUAAAACAAGCCGACGAUGCGCGACAACAGCUGUCGCAGAUCAUGGCAAGGUUCAACCUCAAGUUAUGCAGUUCAGAUUUCAACAGCGGCGACUACUAUGUGAAUAUUCGGAAGGCGAUAUUGGCCAGGUAUUUCAUGCAGAUGGCUCAUUUGGAACGUAAAGGACAGUAUUUGACAGUUAAAGAUAAUCAAGUUGUACAGUUGCAUCCUUGGAAAUCCCUUGAUCAUAAACUGGAAUGGGUGGUUUACGAUGAAUAUGUAUUGACUAGCCGGUUGAGAUAG
This is a messenger RNA of Oldenlandia corymbosa var. corymbosa, 903 nucleotides long. NCBI's taxonomy places the organism in Eukaryota, Viridiplantae, Streptophyta, Magnoliopsida, Gentianales, Rubiaceae. The record is from the annotation of a GenBank genome assembly.